Petromyzon marinus (sea lamprey) is the source of this 4878-nucleotide messenger RNA. NCBI's taxonomy places the organism in Eukaryota, Metazoa, Chordata, Hyperoartia, Petromyzontiformes, Petromyzontidae. The record is from RefSeq and is a predicted model, not a curated record.
GGGACGCAUUGGGGUUAAGCGAGGACAAAGGGAUGCACUGCAAAUUAAUUAAAUAUUGAGGGCGGCAGGAACAAAGCCGGGAAGGCAUGGGAUUGAUUCGCUGAGGACUGGAGGAGAGAGAGAGAUUUGGCAGGAAAGGAGUGAGAGGAACUUUCUGGAAAGAUCUGGGGGCUGAGGGUAUAUAAGGGGGGUGGUGACCCAUUCCCCGGGGCUCAUGCAGAGAGAAGACUACCUACUCAUGCUAUUUGUAUAGUGAGGAAUUCCAAUAAAAUCCCUUACCCGAAGAUCAUCUCGUGUGGACUCCCCUUUCACACGUAUGUGCUAUGAGCUUCUCACUCGAGAGCUUAUCGAUCUGGAGGGGGUCACUUUCAGAUUACCUGUCCACGGAGGCCCUUGCCCCGGAGCGCCUCAUCCCGGAGAUUCUUCUUGAUCCUGGAUAUCGUCGGCCCAUCAUAGCUCAUCCUGGAGGUCGCGUCACCCCACCCCACACCGCAUCUCCUCGUCCUGGAGCGUCUGAGACUGCAGCAUCUCGUCAUCGAGGUCUUCGUCGUGUUGCACUGGCACCUCCUCACGUCUGAGACUGCAGCAUCUCGUCAUCGAGGUCUUCGUCGUGUUGCACUGUCACCUCCUCACGUCUGAGACUGCAGCAUCUCGUCAUCGAGGUCUAGUCGGUGUGUAAGCCGACUUAACGAUGUUGUCAACUUGGCUUGGCCAUCAUUAGAGCUGGACGCUACCACAAGAGUCGUCGCCAUGAGAGCCUGGCACGGUGGCAGCGAUGGCCCAUGGAAGACGAUGGAGACAGACAGGGGAGUCCCAUACUACGUGCAUGGGGGCAGUGGGGCGAGUGGUCAGAUUCACUGGUUCCACCCUGCUAUGCAGGGGGCUCUUGGAGACUUGGAGCAGCUGAACGUAAUCCGCUAUGCUGUGUACAGGACUGCCGCAAAAUUGCUGGCACUGCAGAAAUUAUGCUGCUUGCAUCUGGUGAGCGUGUCCACAAUCCUAACGGUGUUCAAUUCCUCCGCCGUGGACUGGGAGAGUGAGCUGAAUGUCCGGCAAGUGUACCAACUGCUGCGGAAAGUGCAUGGCAUGGCCAGCAGAGAGCAGCCCAUGCCGCAUGUUGAUGGGGAACUUGCGAGCGAGCUCACCCUCAACCUCCUACUUGCCAUAUGUGACAGUGAGCGGAGUGGCAAGGUGUCUCCCCGCUCCAUGUGGAAUGCCCUGCUGCUCCUAUCCACCGGGCAGCUGACUCACAAAUACAGAGCUGUUUAUUGGGCCAUGCUGCACAACCAUCAGGGCAAGAGAGAUGUUGCGGCUGGAGUGAACAAGUCUGCUGUCAGGACCUUCCUACAGGACACGACCCAGCUGUUGGCACUGCUGGGGGAGGGGUGUGCGUUUGGGACGGCUGAAAUGGCAGUGACCAGCCUCUUCCAUGCCGAGUCUGUUGGCAGCAUCACAGAAUCUCAGUUUUUAGGGUGGUGCCUCUCUGAGCCGCAGCUGUUCCUCUGGUUGCCUGCAAUGUACCGGAUGAUGAAGGCUGCGGGUAGCAUUCAUGAGGCCAAGUGUAACAUUUGCAAAACCUGCCCAAUUGUGGGUCUCAGGUUCCGCUGUUUGCGCUGCUGGAACUUGGACUUGUGCCAGAAUUGUUUCCUGACUGGGCGGGACACUGGGUGGCAUGCGCCCUCGCAUCCCGUCAUAGAGAGCUGCACCUCGGGUGGAGUGUGGAGUGACGUGCGGCUGUGCCUGAGGAAGAUGAGGAACAUUGUUCUGGGCGAGCGCUGUCGCACGAAGGAGGUGUGGAGACGUGCUCGCCUCUGCCCGUCUUCGCCACUCAGCGCAGGACCAUCUCAGCCAGUUGCGACAGGCGAGGUGGCAUUGGCCCCUUCUCGUGGCCACUGCAUGGACCCCUCGGCAGGGUCCCCCCACAGGGUGGCCAGGGGCCUCCCCCUGAAAAGGCACGGCUCCGAGCCACUCCAGCAGCAGGCGCAUUCCGUGUCUGCAGACGUGUUGGCCAAGGUGGAGCUUCAGGAAGGACGGCGAGAAAUGAGUCCCAGACCUCGACCCACACAAGAGCGCACACGGCAGCGUCCAGUGCUCGGCCACAAUGCACACCACAAUGCAAAGGACGUCAUCGCACGCCACUCUGCACUGCAAACGGAGCACCCCAGCAAAGGGAAGCAACGUCUGGCUGUGGCGGCCAGGGAGAGCGUUGUGUUCAGUGCAAUAGUGGCCAGAUCUGGUGAAGAUACCCUGGUUCAUCCUACCUCCAUUGUUCCUGCCACCUCUCGGCAUUGCCCUAGUCAAACAGGCAGCCACCAGCAGCAAGGACAUGCGUGUUCUGCCUUACAUGGCUGCAGCAUUGAGGCUCACAAGUCUGAACGUUGUGGCUCACAUAAGCGACUUGGUAGCAAGAGACAGAAUCUGAACACAGAUAAGAGACAGUCUGCCAGGAAGCAGCUCAUGUCGUCUCACAAACAAAUUCUCCCGAGCGAGCGAGACCUUUUCGUGGAAAAGCCAAAUCCCGGUGGCAGCUGGGAAUACUGCACUCACGAGCGGAGCGCAGAGCAACAAUCCAGAGGGGCCUUCCACGAAGUGGAGGAACUCAUUGCUAAACUGGAGGACGCUCUUGUACUUAAAGCUACGUCAGGGUGCUCUAUGGCAAGACGGCAAUUUUUGUUGGCAGCUAAGAACAUGGAGACAACCUUUUCCCAACUGGUGGACACCAUGGCUUGUCAGGCAGGCCCUGAGUGCACGUGUGCUGCCUGAUUGGUUUUGUCUGUUCACAAAUUUGUCACUCAAGGAGGCUUCAUAGAUGUAGCACACUCGUAAAUUAGCACAUUAGCCAAGAUGACCCAAUUUCGUUUGUAGAGUAAAAAACUGAAGUGUAAAACAUCCUGAAAGAGUAGCAGUUGUGUGUGAAUUUAAGAUGUAAAAGAGAUGUUAUAGAGUUAAAACUUGUGAAGAAACAAGCUGCAUUUUAAGUGUACAUGAAAGGCAUUCAUAUUUAUUUUUGGAAAACAUUACAUUUGAACUCUGUACCGCAUAAAUAUGUGUUAAGGUCAGUAUUUACAAUUUAUAGGCCACAGGAAGAUUUCUCAAAAGUGUUAUUACCUUAGUUUGGCACUCUUACUUUUUUCUUAUACUAAACUAUCUGAAAAACAAAAAACACCUCAAAACUUUCAAAAAUUUUCACACUUUACAUGAGUUAAAGAGAAACUUGAGAGGAUAAGAAUAACAAUAUCAUGGCAUCCUGUAGAGAUCGAAUGUUGAAAUUGGCUUGUUUGUAUGAACGAAUUGCAUUGUUGCAUCGCAAGUCUGUAUGAGAUGGCGACAUCUUGGGCAGGCAUUCGUCCAGCAGUUGAUAGAUCAAGGCUGAUGUUGAUGUAGAUCGUAUCUCUGGGAACGACCUGCAGGGUCUGAUUCUGGUGUGACGUUGACUCUGGAACGUGUCGACAAAAGCCAUCGGCCAGUCUCGCCAAAAUCAUGAAACGGGCGCUUCGACAUGAAUCUCAGUUUUAUCGUCCACGUAAGAGAAGCUGUCCGAAUAUUCUGUAACACUUCAUUCCACUUCUCCAUAGAGAUCGUCGUUGAAGUAGACAUCUUCAUUCCUGCGAGGUUGCGCUUCUGCAUUUCCAGAUACUGGCAACGUACGCACAACCACGCACAGACCAUAUAUGACCAGAUGCACCCACAAAUACAAACACUUACACCUAUGUGUGCAGAGAGAAGGAUUUGUCAGUAACUGCUGAAACGCAGCCAUAAUAAUAACAAUGCGAGUGGAUGCUGGCCACGGACUCCGGAGUGAAGAAGCACACUCGAGAUACCCAUCGGGGUCUGCUCGCUUUGCAUUGGUCCAGCUUCCUCUUUUGAAUGGUAAAUGGACGACCCCCAUCUUAGUUUAUAAGUCAUUCUGCUCCACUUUUACUUUGAAGUCUUCUCAAUUACAUGUUGAAAACCCUCUAGAAAUUCCCAGUUUCAAGUACAGAUUAUGGAAGAAUGGCUUUUGAAAUACCUGUUCCUGAGAGUGUAAAAAACAGGGCUUAAGGUGAAAUCUUACAUCCCAUGUCUGUAAUUACUUUACAGUUCAGUCCUCCAUAUUCGCUAUGCUCAAUAUUCUAACGAGUCGCUCACGUUUUCACAUUUACCAUUUUCAAUAUUGUCUGCUUAGAUGAAUGACGCACAGUCAAUGUAGUCAACGUAACCUUUGUGUAUUGUAUUUUGUCACGUGUAAUUAUUACUGUAUCUUGUUUUGUGUCUGAAAAAAAACCUUGUACACACUUUGAGAAUGCCAAGCCGCUGUUGUAAACUUGAUAUUCAACCGCAUUGCUUAGUAAUUGAUUUAGUUUCUUGUUUGCACAGAAAAUCCUCACCGAGUCUCAUGACUUUUUAAUGAGGAUCCUGUCAAGUUUUCACAGUGUUACGGCGAUGGUUGCGACGCGUAAUUCCAAUUGAGUAAUUGCUGGGCAGUUAAAAUUUGGUGAUUCUGGACCUAGAUGUCGGCACAUGUGAAUGACGUCACGGUAACUUUAAUGUCCACUGUGGAGCAGGCGGUGCCUAAUAUGCUUCAGGCGGGCCGCUGGAUUCGAACUGUGAGCCUCUGAAACAAGCGGCGAACAAGCUGCCACGAGGCCAUGCCACUGCCCUUUAUUAACUAAUUAACUCACAUAAUACAAUUAAAUACAUCGUUACACAUUGGCUUGGGGGUUUAAGAGUUCUGAAAGGAAAUGGUGAGGCAUCACAAGUCCCCGCUUACCCGUCUCAGACUUGCUGAUGUUCUCGUAGUCUUGCAAUUCUAUCUCUAUCUCAGUUCCACUUCCUGCACUCAAAGACACAGAACUUGCCGUUGGUUCAUCAGAAGUAAAACAAAUGUAUGUAAAGUUG